AAUCAUCUCAAAAUGGCUGCUAUCGUGAGACUCCACAGACUAACGAAGGAUCAACUGUCUCUCGCUGCUCAGAAGAACAAUAACAAACCAGGCAGAAAACCAACGAAGAAGAACAACUCCACCACCAGAGGAAGAAAACAAUCCACAGGAAAAGGAAACAACUCUGCUGACAGUGAAAGUGUUUCUAGCCAGGUAUCAUCGGCCCCUAAGUGGUGGGGUCGCCCCAAGGGAAGCAAAAACAAACCCAAGAUAAGUCUACAAAUCUCCAGCGCCAUCUUGAGGCCUGACGAGGUAAAACAAGAGGUGAAACAAGAGAUGGACGAGCUGCCUAUCGGUACAAGAAGUGAUGAACACUGGUUGAACUCAGUGAAGCCAGAGAGCUACGACCCAGAGAUGGGUAACACCAGGGGACCUACAGAGAGCGACCCCAGGACAGAUGCACAUCAGCUGGGUAUCAAGACGGAGGAUGCCCCCCUGUACCACCAGGAUGGAGGGAGGCGGCUGCGGUCGGCUACCGUUCAGCUGUUCAAUCUGGCUGCGUUGCGGUCUGAGCCAGAAUGGCGGCCUCGCAACCAGAAGGUCCGCCGGUUCCCGUGUCCAGACUGCGGCCAGAAGUUCUUCUCCAAAACCACGCUGGAGAUCCAUUCCCGGAUCCACACCCAGUACCGGCCGUACUCCUGUGAGGUUUGCCAUAAAACCUUCUCCAGGAAAGGCGGUCUGGUCGAGCACCGACCAAUCCACGAGGCGGAACGCCCCUUCGCCUGCCUCCAGUGCGGCAGAACCUUCACGUUCAAAUCCAACCUGACCCGCCACAUGCGUUUCCACAGCGACGCGCGGCCCUACGUCUGCUCCCAGUGCGGCCGAGGCUUUAAGAUCUCCGCCCAACUCAAGAGCCACAUGAUUUCCCACAGCGGGUAUAAACCGUACGUGUGCCCGGAGUGCGGCCAGAGUUUCGUCCGUUACAUGAGUCUCAAGUAUCAUCGGCUGAGCCACACCGGCGAGCGCCCGCUGUCCUGCCCAGAAUGUCCCAUGACCUUUGCCCGGCCGCACACCCUUAUGAUCCACCGGCGACAACACACCGGGGAGACGCCGUUCUCUUGCCAGGACUGUGGGAAGAGGUUCAAACAGGGGUGCCAACUGAAAGACCACGUUAGAAGGAAACACACAGGGGAGAAACCGUACAAAUGCUCCGAGUGUGACAAGUGCUUCGUCACUUCGCGUCUCGUAAAGUGCAUGGUUGUCCACACAGGAGAGAAGCCGUACCAAUGCACAGAGUGCUGUAGGAGAUACAGUCAGAGUGGGGGCCUGAAGAGGCACAGGUGUGAGCAACAAACCAGGUGA
This is a messenger RNA of Oncorhynchus masou masou (cherry salmon), 1341 nucleotides long. RefSeq names its product zinc finger protein 501-like. Gene Ontology annotation, biological process: regulation of gene expression. Lineage: Eukaryota; Metazoa; Chordata; Actinopteri; Salmoniformes; Salmonidae. Gene Ontology annotation, cellular component: nucleus. The record is from RefSeq and is a predicted model, not a curated record. The transcript has 2 exons. The coding region runs from base 13 to 1341 and encodes 442 amino acids.